GCUUCUCUCUCCCAUCAGUUUUUUUCAAUGAGCUUACCUUUUCGCCAUUGAAGUAAGGCACGCCACACGAGGUCCUUAUUUUGGAUCGCCACCAGGUGCAUCGCUGAGUCAUGGAGACAAGGAGUGAAAAUGAACCAGAAGUAGACAUCAAGGCAUCAGAAAUAAAAUAUGUUAGCUAUGGAGGUGAACAUCAUCUACCUCUUAUCAUGAACCUUGUUGACGAAGAGCUCAGUGAGCCCUACUCCAUCUUCACUUACCGCUACUUUGUCUAUCUUUGGCCACAACUGUCUUUUAUGGCCUUCCAUAAGGGGAAAUGUAUAGGGACGGUGGUCUGCAAGAUGGGAGAGCAUCGUGGUACGUUCAGAGGUUACAUUGCGAUGCUUGUGGUGCUUAAGCCUUACAGAGGCAAAGGAAUCGCUACAGAACUUGUCACGAGAUCAAUCAAGGUGAUGAUGGAAUCUGGUUGUGAAGAGGUGACUUUGGAAGCAGAAGUUACGAAUAAAGGAGCACUCGCUUUAUAUGGCCGUCUUGGAUUUAUUAGAGCAAAGAGACUUUUUCGUUAUUAUUUGAAUGGUGUAGAUGCUUUCCGGCUCAAGCUAUUGUUUCCUCGCGUAGAACCACAGCCCUUUAAUUCCAUGGCAGAUGCUGGUGAUGAGAGCCUUGAGUAUAAUGAGCACAUACAUUGUGGAGAAAAUCCCCCUUGUUGCCAACACAACAUGUAAACUGAAUAUUCUGAUUAAACAGGUAACUUGUGCCUACAUUGCUCAGACUCUUCAAAAAUAUCGACAGGUGUGUGUCGUGCACUCCAAAAGUACUGCAUUUGGGAGAAUCCAACAUGGGUACGACAACACUUUUGGAGAGUCCAAAUGCCAAAGAGACCACAUUAGACCGCCUUUUUCUCGUUAUAAUCCCAAUUUUGGUAGAUGUUUUUUGUUUUGUGAAGUUGUAGAAACUGAGGUCUUCUUUGCUGGAAGGUAUAGUCAUCAAUCACUUGAGUAUUGAUGCAUCUAUUCUCUGAAAAACUGUUUAAUGAGCUCUGCUUUCAGUUUUCAUCCCCUAAAUCAACAGGAAAUUCGAGAUACACAUCGUGUUUUACGAGACGUUUGAUCAUGUUCAAGCAGGGAAUCGUAGUCGAGAUAGAACAGUUAUGCUUAA
Messenger RNA from Solanum tuberosum (potato), 1155 nucleotides. RefSeq names its product N-alpha-acetyltransferase MAK3-like. Lineage: Eukaryota; Viridiplantae; Streptophyta; Magnoliopsida; Solanales; Solanaceae. Gene Ontology annotation, biological process: N-terminal peptidyl-methionine acetylation. Gene Ontology annotation, cellular component: NatC complex. Gene Ontology annotation, molecular function: protein-N-terminal amino-acid acetyltransferase activity. The record is from RefSeq and is marked provisional.